UCACCUCUAUAAUGCUACUUAUACCUGAAGGGUUGAUCCAGAAGUGAACCCAAGCACCUGACAGGGGUCCAGUUUUCUUGACCGGACGGCACUUGAGGCUUUGUUAUCAUUACCUUUGAACUCUCUCCUGAAGUUUCCCCUCAUCCACAGCCCCCGAAGCCGCUGGCCUAGGAGCUCUGGAACAAGGGCUGUUCGGACGUCGAACCGCCUCCCACAACAAGUUGGUCGGCCUAUCCACUCCACUUCCUCGAGCUCGACACAUAUUCAGCUGCUCUCGCGUGACGACGAACCCGCCGUUCUGCGCCGCCUCUAUCAUACUCUUCACGACGUGUUGCAGACGCCCGGAACUGCCGACCCCGCGGAGCCGAGGAGCGAGCCUGCCAGGAGACCGCGAUGAGUGACUACUACCAUCACUUUCUUUCCUCGAUGGUAGGGGUUGGGGGGCAGCCCAGUUUCAACCAGCUAGAUGGCCCCGGACAGAUAUCUCAGCCGUCAAUUGUACCCAUGGGAGCCUCUCCGGUUUCCAACCCUUAUCAAAGCUUGGGGUAUUUCGCCGGGUUCCCCGAACCCGUCAUGUUCAAUGCGCCAAAAGCGCAACGGAGCAGGCGGAAAUCCGCGCCUGGUCUCGACCACAUCAAACAUCGACGCACAAGAUCGGGUUGCUACACUUGCCGAAGCCGCCGGGUCAAGUGUGACGAGACUCGUCCUGUUUGCGAAAGAUGUAGGAAAGGAAAGCGAGAAUGCAUCUACCCCGAACCGCCGGCGCCAAAGGGUUCCGGGAGCAGUGGCUCCAAAGACUCAGUUGAACCAAGCCAGCAGGCCAGCCCAACCUCCUCCCGUGGCGACGAAGAUGACGAACCCGAGCAAGAUUCGAGGUUAGAUCCAAUCAUGGACGAGGACGAAGAUGAGCCCGAGAGCGCCAUAUCGCAGACGUCGGCACCGAAUUUUCCUCUCCGGAGAUCCAGCACCACCUCCUCCUUCGGCCGCCAACGGGUCAUGGCAGGACAUCGCCACGGAUCGGAAACCCCUUCUUAUGACGGGACCAAGAGCUCGUCCCCAGCGUUGUCAGCCGGCACAGCCGGCACCACCGGCCCUCAGACACCCGCCGGGUUGCAUUUUCCUGAUGUAUCGACAGUAACAACGCCUUCCCGUCCGGAUUGGACAUUCCUGCCCCACGAGCUGCAGUUCUACCUCGGCUAUUUCUAUGAUAACAUCACCCACUACCACUAUGGCGGGGUGAACGACGCCGACGACUUUUUUCGGUCGAUUCUCACAAGCAUGGCGAUUCGAAACAAGCCUCUGCUCUACGCGGUCGUGGGCUUCUCUGCUUACCAUCACGCGAUGAAGAACCCAAACGGGAGGAUCAACGAAUUCCUUCAAUACUACAGCCGGAGCGUCACGUUGCUUCUGGAAUGCUUGAAGAAGACAGAAAAAUAUAGCGUAGGAACUCUACUGACCAUCCUGCAGCUUGCCACGAUAGAGGAGUACUUGGGCGACUGGGUCAACCUCAUGGGCCACCAAAGAGCAGCUUUCGAGGUCCUCACGCACCUUUUCACUCCACAAUCGGUCAUGCAAACGCCCGUGGGCCGUGUAGCCCUGAUGUGGUACGCGCGUUACGAUGUCUUCGUGGGAAUCAUGAGCAGCUUCGGAACGUUAUUGUCGCAAGAAUGGUUUUCAGUGCCGGUCGAAUACUACGAGUCUCGGGCGGCGGCAGAGCCUGACAACGUCGGCUGGAAGAUUGAGGCAUGCUCGGCACGACUGCGCCUGGCCUCGAUGGAAAUGUCGCUCCUCAUCGCCAGGGGCGCAAAACACGAGAUCACGGAGGACGAGUACAUUGCGGAGCAUCGCAGGCUGUCUGUCUUUUUUGGGAACGGGAGGAAGACUUGGGACCCUGCCCUCACGGAUGCCGCAUGUCUCGUGAACGAACUUGCCGGCAACCAGAAGCCGAACCCGGAUGACAUCGUAGACCCGUUUGCCCCCGGGGUCUUGUUUCGGCCGCCACUCUUCGCCUCGACGCUGCUGACGUGCGAAUAUCACUCAGUGGCGCUUAUGCAUGGCAGUCAAAACGCGAAACAGCUCACGGAAGAGGAUCGGGCAAGGUUGAUGGAGCACGCCUACGCGAUAUUGCAAAUCUGCGAGACGGUGGAACGUUGGCCAUUAAGUCCGCCGGGUAGCCUAAUCAUACUGCACUCCUCUCUCGCGAUCGCGGCACUCUAUGUUCGACGGGACCCCAGGCACCACAUGUGGAUAAGGAGGAAGUUUGCCUUGCUUGAGACGCUGGGGUACAUAUCCCCAAUUACGAUGCGUAUGCGGAUGGCCGAACUCUUCAAUGACGAAAGCUGUAUCCGUUGGUGGCUCCCGAACGAUGAGGGCUUCAGCCCCUUACUGCAGAAUAUCCGAGCCAUCGCAGACGAGCGCAAUGCCAUGGCGGUGUCGACACAGAGGGAGAGGCUGCAACAAAUCCGGGCCGUCUUCUCCACCAUGCAGGUCGGACAUGAUGAUGCCGAUGACAAAGGCAGCGCCCAAGCUGGAGUCAGCGGGAAGGAACCAACGGCCUGAACAAGCCCCUAACCUGUGCAUGGACUCGGAUGCACACCAACAACUUAGCAUUCGCUAAUGCGAGCAGAAUGCGAGACGAUCACGAAGAUUGUUGAGGGUGAAGCGUCAUGGGAAUCUCUCGACAACCUCGCC
Messenger RNA from Parathielavia appendiculata, 2691 nucleotides. RefSeq lists its product as uncharacterized. NCBI's taxonomy places the organism in Eukaryota, Fungi, Ascomycota, Sordariomycetes, Sordariales, Chaetomiaceae. Bases 394 to 2559 code for a protein of 721 amino acids. Gene Ontology annotation, molecular function: zinc ion binding; DNA-binding transcription factor activity, RNA polymerase II-specific. Gene Ontology annotation, biological process: regulation of DNA-templated transcription. The record is from RefSeq and is a predicted model, not a curated record. The transcript has 5 exons.